Molecule: messenger RNA, 456 nt
Organism: Scomber scombrus (Atlantic mackerel)
Lineage: Eukaryota; Metazoa; Chordata; Actinopteri; Scombriformes; Scombridae
Exons: 4
Coding region: 1-456 (151 amino acids)
Source: RefSeq, a predicted model, not a curated record
AUGGUGCGGGUGGAGCUGGAGUGGGAUAUCCCCAUGUCGGUGACGCUGCCCAUCCAGGUGCAGCCCGACCCGGCACACCAGCCGUUCCCAUUCCUGGACACCACACUGGCUGACCUGGGCAUCCAAGAGUCAGAGGUGAAGGAGAGAGUGGUGUGGGUGGACACCAAGAAGACCCAGGUGAAGAACAAGGCAGGGAAGCUGAAGGAGAAUGAGAUCACCAUCCUGGAGGUGCGAGUGAAAGCUCAGAAGCCUGGAGAAAAACAGCUCCAGGAGGUCCUGUACAGCACUGAAGCCCACACUGACCGCUCCUUCUGUCGCACAGGGAUGAAUAUUCUACCCUGGAAAAGCAGAUGUUCAGUGGAGAACGGACUGGAACCAGUACAGAUGACUAUGGCACUGGAUCUGGAGAACCAGCAGCCUAACGCCACCGAAGCCCAGGAGCAACGAGAGAUCUGA